AUGCCUGCUUUGAAGAGCUCUUCCGCCGCCGAGGAAGAAGAAGACCAACUGUGUCCGAACCUGGAAGCCGAUCGAUUCAAUCCCGAAGCUCAGGGGGAAGAAGAUCCGGACGAUAUGGACCAAGAUGACGACGAAGGUGGAAGCGAGGAAGACGAAGAUGACGUGAAACGUGGCGAAGAGGAAGAGGAAGACGAAGUAGAAGCAGAGAACGAUGAAGCGUUAGAAGAAGAAGAUUCUGAGGAAACAAGCGAAUCUUUUGAUGACGAUGAGGAAUCAGAAUCACUGUAUUCGGGUGUUGAGCUAACGGAAAUCCGUAGGGACGUGCAAUGUCCGAUAUGUUUAGGUAUUAUAAGGAAAACAAGGUCUGUAAUGGGAUGUCUCCACCGUUUCUGCCAGGAAUGCAUUGACAAGUCAAUGAGAUUGGGGAACAACGAGUGUCCUGCUUGCAGGAAACAUUGUGCAAGCAGACGUUCUUUGAGAGAUGACCUAAGAUUUGAUGCCAUAAUUGCAUCCGUAUUCGGAGAUAUUGAUAGCUUUGAGGCAAAGGAAUUGGCUGUUCAUGAAGAUGAUUUGGCUCGGAGAAAGCAGAUUCAAGAAUCUAUAGCCCAGAUAUCGAAGAAACAAUCUGAGGUCCUUCUGAAAAGAAAGUCUGUCUUACCGAGAACACAAGGUAUUGGUAGCAGUUCUGGAAGAAGAAGGAACUGCAGAAACAUGGAACAGGAAACAUUAGAAGAAGCCGAUGAUGAUGAUGAUGAUGAUGAUGAUGAUGAUAACAACAACGGAGGAGAAGAUUCGUCUUCAGAUGAGCCCUAUGCCGAAACACAGCGGAGGAAAAGAAGAAAGCGCUCAACACCUCGUUCUACAGCUCAGCCUUCUUCUUCAGUUCCAAACGACAACGAUAAUAAUGGCGCAGAGGAGGCGCAUCAUAGAGACAGCAGCAGGGGAAUAGCACCUGGGCUUGUACGGAACCCGGAAAUGCUUGUAUGGGGAGGAGGCGGUACAAGGAGUAACUCAAGGCAAGGGGGUCAUUACCAAGGAGUUAGUAGUAAGAAUGUGAGGACUGCUCGGUUGAACAGACUUGUGGAGUAUCUCGGGAGCUUAGAGAGUAGCAGCAGUGCUGAGUUGGAUAUUCGUCUUAAGCUUAUAUCGGUGGACACAAAUUGUAUAGCAAACAUACCUGAGCCAUAUCUCUGUUGCCGACCGACGAUGCUAGUCAGACAGCUCCGUGAACAUGUUGCACUCCAGACGCAUUUAAAGGCUGAAGAGGUUGAAUUGUUGGUGACUAAAGAAGAGGACAAGGCAACAGAGAAGAUGCAAAGUGUUAAAGAUGAUGAAACCUUGGCAAAGCUCAAAGCUGACUGCGUUUCAGGCCAAGACUAUUUGAUUGUAGCGUACCAGCAAAAGCAAAUCGGGUAG
This is a messenger RNA of Microthlaspi erraticum, 1416 nucleotides long. Lineage: Eukaryota; Viridiplantae; Streptophyta; Magnoliopsida; Brassicales; Brassicaceae. The record is from the annotation of a GenBank genome assembly.